Molecule: messenger RNA, 2580 nt
Organism: Penicillium mononematosum
Lineage: Eukaryota; Fungi; Ascomycota; Eurotiomycetes; Eurotiales; Aspergillaceae
Exons: 5
Coding region: 1-2580 (859 amino acids)
Biological process (GO): carbohydrate metabolic process
Molecular function (GO): beta-glucosidase activity
Source: RefSeq, a predicted model, not a curated record
AUGGAUUUGAACUCAGUGCAAGAUCUCCAGGAUGUGCUCCGGCCCGACUUCUUCCAUGGCUACGCUACAGCAGCAGCCCAAAUAGAAGGCGCCUGGAACAAAGACGGCAAGGGCGUAUCCAUCUGGGAUACAUUCGGCCACACGCCGGGCAAAAUCGCCGAUGGAAGCACAGCCGACGACGCCGUCCGAGCUUACGACUUCUACCGGGAGGAUGUGGCGCUCAUGAAGACCUACGGCGUAAACGCCUACCGCUUCUCCCUCUCCUGGUCCCGUAUCAUCCCCCUUGGAGGCCGCGACGACCCCGUCAACGAGCAAGGCAUCAAAUUCUACUCCGAUCUCAUCGACGAACUCCUCCGCAAUGGAAUAACCCCUUUCAUUACCCUCUUCCACUGGGAUAUCCCCCAGGCCCUGGAAGAUCGGUACGGUGGCAUGUUGGACCAGGACGCCUACACGCCGGACUUCGUGCGCUACGCCCGCGUCUGCUUCGAGCGUUUCGGCGACCGCGUCAAGCACUGGAUCACGUACAACGAGCCUGGCGUCUAUACCCUCGCCGGGUAUGCAGCGGGUGUGCACGCGCCAGGAAGAUCGUCCUUCCGUGACCGCAAUGCCGAGGGAGAUUCCUCUACCGAGCCGUUUACCGUCGCGCACACCGAGCUCGUCUCACACGGUCAUGCCGUGCGCUUAUACCGUGAGGAGUUCCAGCCCCAGCAGAAGGGUACUAUUGGCAUCACACUGCAUGGAAACUGGUCCGAGGCGUGGGAUGAAGAGGACCCGCGCGACCAGGAGGCUGCAGAGCGUGCGCGCGAGUUUGAGAUUGCUUGGUUUGCGGAUCCGUUGUACAAGACGGGUGAUUAUCCUGCGUCGAUGCGGGCGCAGCUCGGUGACCGGUUGCCGAGGUUCACGGAGGAGGAAUCGAAGCUUGUAUUUGGGAGCUCGGAUUUCUAUGGCAUGAAUAGCUACACGACUUUCUUUGUGAAGCAUAGGACAUCUCCGCCUGAUAUCAAUGACCACAAGGGUAAUGUGGAGAUCUUUGAUGAGAAUAAACAAGGUGUGUCUCGUGGAGAGGAAAGUGAUACCCCGUGGCUGCGGGCGGCGCCCGGGGGAUUCAGGAAGUUGUUGAACUGGAUCUAUAAACGAUACCAGAUGCCAAUUUAUGUCACUGAAAAUGGUACCACCGCCAAGGGUGAAACUUCCCCCACGCCUGAGGUUCUCAAUGACGAGUUCCGCAUCAAGUUUUUUGAGGGCUAUGUCGGCAAUGCGUUGGCGCGGGCUGUCAAGGAAGACGGAGUUGAUAUCCGGUCUUACUUUGCUUGGACAUUCACUGAUAAUUGGGAAUGGGCCGCUGGGUAUGCGGAUCGCUUCGGUUGCACAUUUAUCGACUUUGAGUCCGCAGAGAAGACCCGGUAUCCCAAGCAGUCUGCCUAUUACCUGGAUAAGUUGUUCAAGCAUCUGAUUAGAGAUGCAAUCAGCAUGUCUGAAAACGAGCCAAUCAAGCUGAAACUCCAGGGAACUCCCCGAGAAAUCGGACUACAACAUGGCCGCGCAUUGCGAGAACAAAUUCACAGCCAGAUAUCCAUCUACGACACCAUGUUCCAGCACACCUCAAAUCUAGCCUGGAAAGAUGUGCGCGAAGUCGCAGCUGAAUUUCAGCCCACGCUCCGGGGCCUAACGCCUCAUUUGUUCACGGAGAUGGAGGCUAUCGCUGAGGGCGCCGGGUUAGAUGUGCUUGACAUAAUAGCGCUCAACUGCCGAAGCGAGAUAGCUCUAGGACUAUUCUCCGAUGGCUGCACGUCACUAUGCUGGAAGAAAAGCGAGGCGGCGCGAGUGCUCUCACAGAAUUGGGACUGGAAGACGACUGUCAAGAAGAACCUAGCCAUGGUAUCAAUUGAGCAGGUCGGAAAACCUACCAUCUAUAUGGUUACCGAGGCAGGAAUCGUCGGCAAGAUUGGGUUCAAUAGCAACGGCGUUGGAACUUGUCUCAAUGCUAUCCGCGCCAAACCGAUGAUAAGCAGCAAGGUCCCGAUCCACGUUGCGCUUCGGUUGUGCCUGGAGAGUACUUCCGUCGACGAUGCCGUGAAGACCCUCGAGUCUCUGGGUGGUGUCGCCUCUGCUGGGCAUAUCCUUUGUGCAGACAGUACCAAAGCCCUGGGGCUUGAACUAUCGCCCGUCGGAGACAAGCAUAUUCCUGAGGAUGCAUCAGGGAUUAUCGGUCAUACGAAUCACUUCCUUGAGAAUCGCUAUGUGAAUGAGCCGCCGUGGCUGUCUGGGUCACCUAUUCGGCUCAAGCGGCUGGAGGAGUUGACGCAAGGGCUAAUUCAGGACGGUGUGCAGGGUGAUGCUAUUACCCCUGGCUUGCUGCGAGAACGUAUCUUCUCUGACACGUAUAAUCAUCCCCAGUCAAUAUGUUGCGAGGAGGAUCCGUCGCGCCAUAUCUCGAAUAGGAGUAGUUCUUUGUUCAACAUUGUUAUGAACCUGGACCCGAAAGGGUCUAGGAGCGGAGGUGGUCUUUGGCCGGGUUGGGUCUGGAGAGGAAGGGCCUGUGUUGACAAUGCCCUGGUGAAUGUCAUGAAAGACGGCUGA